AUGGCAGAACAGGUAGCCCUGAGCUGGACCCAGGUGUGCGGAAUCCUGUGGGAAGAGCUGUACCAGGACAAUGCCUUCCAUCAAUCUGAUACACAUAUCUUCAUCAUCAUGGGUCCAUCGGGUGACCUGGCCAAAAAGAAGAUCUACCCCACCAUCUGGUGGCUGUUCCGGAUUGGCCUUCAGCCGGAAGACACCUUCAUCGUGGGCUACACCCGCUCCGGCCUCACAGUAGCCAACAUCCGGAAACAGAGAGAGCCCUUCUUCAAAGCCACACCAGAGAAGCCCAAGCUGGAGGAGUUCUUUGCCUGCAACUCCUAUGUGGCUGGCCAGUAUGACGACACGGCCUCCUACGAGCGCCUCAACAGCCACAUGAAUGCCCUCCCCUUGGGGCCACAGGCCAACCGCCUCUUUUACCUGGCCUUGCCCCCCACAGUCUACGAGGCAGUCACCAAGAAUAUCCACGAGACCUGCAUGAGCCAGACAGGCUGGAACCGUGUCAUUGUGGAGAAGCCCUUCAGGAGGGACCUGCAGAGCUCUGACAGGCUGUCCAACCAUAUCUCCUCCUUGUUCCGUGAGGACCAGAUUACCGCAUGGACCACUGCCUGGGCAAGGAGAUGGUCCAGAACCUCAUGGUGCUGAGGUUUGC
Molecule: messenger RNA, 646 nt
Organism: Zalophus californianus (California sea lion)
Lineage: Eukaryota; Metazoa; Chordata; Mammalia; Carnivora; Otariidae
Product: glucose-6-phosphate 1-dehydrogenase-like
Exons: 1
Coding region: 1-639 (212 amino acids)
Biological process (GO): glucose metabolic process; pentose-phosphate shunt, oxidative branch
Cellular component (GO): cytosol
Molecular function (GO): NADP binding; glucose-6-phosphate dehydrogenase activity
Source: RefSeq, a predicted model, not a curated record